UUUCGAACAAGAGAACAACACAAAUCAGAUAGGCGGAACUCACCCCCUUCCAUCUUAACCCAAUUCGAUUAACGUAGUUCACGUCCGCAUUCGCCCAAACACACACACUCGAACGCUGGCACUGGCAGAUCACACAGAAUUAAUUCGCCUGGAUCACAGUUGCUCGCUUGUGCUGUGUUAACUCGGCUGAGUUGGAAUCUUUCGAAGGUUUUUUUGGCGCCGCAUGUGCCAUUUGGAGGAUUGAUUCUAGGGCUUCCUUGUUUUGAGCUGCGAUAAAUUGUUGAAUUUUGGGUCUGCAGAAGCUGGCUAUGGACUACGAGUCGUACGAUAGUAGUGGUCGGAACUGAUGAUGAUUUUCCCCCACCACAUGGUCCACAUCAGAAUAGAAUGUCAAGAGGUGGCCGCAUCUCUGGUAAUGGAAGGCCUGCAGCCAUGGGUUCUCUCCCGUACCCUAGAAUGUAUGAUGAGACUGAUAUGCAAGCUAAAAUUCACCAGCUUGAGCAAGAAGCAUACAGUUCAGUUCUAAGAGCCUUUAAAGCUCAAGAUGAUGCCCUUUCUUGGGAUAAGGAAGGUUUAAUAACUGAGCUUAGGAAAGAGUUAAGAUUAUCAAAUGAGGAGCACAGGGAUAUCCUCAGCAGGGUUAAUGCAGAUGAGACAAUCAGAAAAAUAAGGGAGUGGAGACAAUCUGGUGGGCUUCGACCAGGCGCUCAUGGUGCCAGUCAAGCCGUCCAUGAGGCAGUGCCGAGUCCUUCUGUCUCAGCUUCUCGUAAAAAACAGAAGAUUGCCCCAUCAUUGCCUUCUCAAUCCUUUGGUGGGCCAUCUCCUUUCAACACACAGCCAGUGGCUGCUGCUAACCAGCCAUCCUCAUCAGCCGCAAAGCGUGGACAGAUGAUGGGGCCAAAAGGCAAAAAGCACAAAUCUAUACCCCCAGGCUCAUCUUCAAUGAAAAUGCAGUAUCCACCUGGUCCAGCUGGAAGAGGUCAGUUUGGUAACCGCAUUUCUUCUGGUGGCCUUACAAAUCAACCUGCACAAGGAGGUUCGUUUGAUCCAUUGGUUGGAAGGAAAGUAAGGACCAGAUGGCCUGACGAUAAUAAUUUCUAUGAAGCUUUGAUAACUGACUAUAAUCCAGUUGAGGGUCGACAUGCUCUUGUUUAUGACAUAGGUACUGAAAAUGAAACUUGGGAAUGGGUGAACCUGUCUGAGAUUUCUCCAGAGGAUAUACAGUGGGAAGGUGAAGACCCGGGAAUUUCUCGUCAUGGAGGCUAUGGUGGGCCAGCCCAUGGAACGAGCCGACCUCUUGCUCGAGAUAAUCCUCCGGGUUCUGGAAGAGGGAGGGGACUAGCAAAAGGUCAAUCCAGGAAGGACUUUCCACCAUCGCAGAAUGGCAUUGGAAAGAAGGGACCUAACGACAUUCAGUUGCUCCAUACUGAUACUCUAAUCAAGGAGGUGGAGAGGGUUUUUGGUGCUACCCACCCUGACCCUGUGGAGAUAGAGAAGGCAAAGAAAGUGCUGAAGGAGCAAGAGCUAGCACUUACUGAUGCUCUUGCAAGGCUUGCAGACUUAUCGGAUGGUGAAAGUGACGAGGGUGGUCGCUUCUUACAUGGGCAAGCAAUGGACAGAGGUUAACUAUGCAAUAGCAAACAUCUAGGGUCGGUAGAUAGGGGGAAGGAUGUAAGAUAGUGUGGCAGUUAGUGCUGGAGUCAGGAGCCUGUAUCUACUAACUAUAUCUCAUCAUGGAAAGUACAGAUUGAUUUAGAAUUGUUGUAUUAUGCCAAAUCCAGUUACAUUCCCUUUAACUUCUUGAUUGCUUUAGUUCAGUAAUUUAGCAUAUAGACCAAACUAUAGGUGGAUGGAUGGAUGGAUGGAUUGUUUUGUCCUUUUAAGUUAGUGUUUUUGUAAAAUAUCUAGUGUUGACAAUAGCAUGUUGUUCAUGUAAAUCAAUUUUGUUCCUGUGGGCUAUUAUUAUAUGUAGGUUUUGGUCUUGGAUUUUA
This is a messenger RNA of Sesamum indicum (sesame), 1991 nucleotides long. RefSeq names its product protein EMSY-LIKE 3. Gene Ontology annotation, biological process: defense response to fungus. The record is from RefSeq and is a predicted model, not a curated record. Gene Ontology annotation, cellular component: nucleus. Lineage: Eukaryota; Viridiplantae; Streptophyta; Magnoliopsida; Lamiales; Pedaliaceae.